AAGUGCUCGCUCUUAUUGUGAAGAGAACUUCCUGUUUUGGUCCAAGCGGCGGAGUUAACGUUAACGACCCGAGAAAGGGGCGAAAGUUUUAUUCUUUGGUUUUUGGCUCUGUGAGUUUUGGUUCUCCGGGUUCGUGCUUGUUCCGGUCGACGCGGCCUGACAUGAGUCUGAGUCUCAGGUGAUUCGGGUACCAGGUGUUUGCUGGGGGAAGAAGAGGAGAGCAUGGAGGGCAAGUUAGCGGACAGCCCUUGUUCAUCGGAGCCGGACAGCCCCGGAGGGCUGAACCGAGGCUGCCUGCUCGACUCGGACGAUGUCCCGUACCCCGAGUUGCCCGUCAUCGUCCCGGAAACCCCCAGCCCGCAACUCGCCAAGCGUCGGAGGCGCCGGUGCGUCAUAGAGGAGCGUUUCAGCCCGGUGCCGGUGGACAGCUCUCCAGAACCGGAGUGUCCCACCCCCAGCAAGCAAGCUUUUUCACAUAGUUCUAAACGCCGGCGGCUGGCCAAGCAGAGCGGGGGCUUCGUUCCCGCGUCCUCUCUCAGGACGUUUGCUUUGGGCAGCUGGCUGGAAGCCCCGCGGUCCACUGGAUCCUCAUCGUCCUCUUCGUCUUCUUCCUUAUCGUCCUCUUCCUACCUCACUCCGGUAUCAGUCCUUCAGCCGAAACCAAAUGAGACGAAUACUUUGGCGUCACCGUCGGUGUCACCGCCUCCAUCCGCAGCGUCGAGCUCCAACUCGCUGUCCUUCCUCACCGAAGAGGAGAGGAGGUGGCUGAACGGUGAUGAAGGCGGCGCCUCUGCAGCUGCGGUGGAGCAGAUCAUCAUCAGCGACGAUGAGGAGGCCACCGUGCGUUCACUACAGAUGGAGGAAGACGAGGCGCUGGCCCGCAGCCUGCAGGCUCAGUUUGACCGAGAGGAGUCCGAGCUUCACGGCAGGCACCAGCAUCAUCACCAUCACCUUCAUCAGGAGAGCCACCACAGGUUUUAUCCCUACGUGGAGCCUCGCUGGAUGUCUCAGGUGCUCGCUGCCGUCUCUCCUCUUGUGGGGCUGGAAGAAGACCUGAUUGGACAGCGUAGAAGACGUGGGCGGGGCAGGAGGAGGAACGGCAUACCCGACUUUUCAGACGACCUUCAAGGAAACGACUACGAGGCUCUGCUGGAGUUCGAGGAGCGUCAGGGCGCCGUGGUAUCCAGGAAGCUGAGUCGGAGGGAAAUCCAAAGGUUUCCCACCAAGGUGUUUCAGGGAUCCAGCAGUGGCAGCGGGAACACGCAGUGUCAGAUCUGUUUCUGCGACUACGACAACGGCGAGAAGCUGAGGAUGCUGCCCUGUUUCCAUGACUAUCACGUCCAGUGUAUCGACCGAUGGCUGAAGGAUAACACCACCUGUCCCAUCUGCAGAGCCAACCUGGCUGAUGGAGACGCAGUCGCCCCCCCGACUUCUGACCUCUAACCUCGUUUCUACAGUUUUCUAUCGGAGCAGACGGGUUCGUGUCUCCUGAAGGACGACUCAGACUUCUGUUUUUUAGUUUUUUAUAUUUUUAUUUAAAGGUUUGUCGGUGCUCAUGUGACCACAGGAAUAAAACAAUAAAACCUCGCA
Oreochromis niloticus (Nile tilapia) is the source of this 1590-nucleotide messenger RNA. Its product is annotated as E3 ubiquitin-protein ligase CIP8. Lineage: Eukaryota; Metazoa; Chordata; Actinopteri; Cichliformes; Cichlidae. Gene Ontology annotation, biological process: protein ubiquitination. The coding region runs from base 223 to 1443 and encodes 406 amino acids. Gene Ontology annotation, molecular function: zinc ion binding; ubiquitin protein ligase activity. The record is from RefSeq and is a predicted model, not a curated record. The transcript is spliced from 11 exons.